Messenger RNA from Colletotrichum phormii, 1755 nucleotides. RefSeq lists its product as uncharacterized. The coding region runs from base 1 to 1755 and encodes 584 amino acids. Lineage: Eukaryota; Fungi; Ascomycota; Sordariomycetes; Glomerellales; Glomerellaceae. The transcript is spliced from 4 exons. The record is from RefSeq and is a predicted model, not a curated record.
AUGCCCUCUUAUGUCUCCACUUCAUCGCAGAGCACUCCUCCGGGAGCCAUUCCUCGCAUCACCGAAGAUGGCAAGCCCGACACAAUUGCUUGGGAGUGCCCGGCAGACCGAGAGGUCGAGUAUGAGACGGACUGGUAUCAUAUACCAGACAUCCCCAACUUCCUCGUCUGCACACACUGCCACGAGAGGUGCCUUGCGCAAACACCCCUGGAAGACUCUUUCAAACACAACCGGGAACCAAAUGGACGUUGUCGGUUCAAUGCUCCCCGCAUCACCAGACUCCUUCUACCGGAGUGUCUCAAGCGCAAAGAGAUUACUUGUCUGCGAGAGUUCAUGACAGCUCGACUCAAUGUCCAGGACUGCAAGGGCCCCUCGGGCGCCGAUGGAUCAGCGGGAAUCAAAUGGUUCAAAGCACUUGACGAUAGACGGUACGGCUUCGUAUCUUGCGAGGCCUGCUAUCAAGAUGUCGUGCUAGCAACAUCGUUCCGUGACAAAUUUGUUCCGUACGACUCACCUCAAGCCACUGACGACAUCUGGGCUUGCGACAUAUGCCUCCCCUUCAUAAGUCGAUCGAUAGUCAAACUUUCCAAAUCAGGGGCCAGCAGCUGGAACGAAUGGAUAGAGGUAGCAGCAAAGCACAUGGCGCUUCCCGAAUGCGACAAAGGGCCUGUGUCGCCCUCCUCGCGGCGCUGGAUGCGACUGCGUGGCCAGCGGUAUCCAGAUUUCAAGAUGUGUGAAAAGUGCUAUGAGAAACAUGUAGCUCUGACAACACUGGACAAGGACUUUGACUUUGUUCCACAUGUGUCGAGUCACACGGGGUUGGACUGGAUGGACGCCGCCCUGGGUCAUACAACGACAGAGCCGACCCCCAUUACAUGCAGCAUGAACGGCUUGCCUACUGAGGUCGCCCUCACAGCUGCCAACGACUUUCAGGACGUCAACGUUCUCUAUCAAGCUCUAGAGGUUAUCCUCUCGUGCCCACCGUGUACUGACCGGGGAAUCAUCAACGGCACCUGGUACACCUUGACUGGCGGCGACUGCGACGGCUACAGGAUCUGCGCCCCGUGCCACGCCGCUUUCAUCACCCCGUUCGGACUGGAUCGAUUCUACGAGCAGUCCCGUAGCGAAGAAGCAGGCGAGACGUACUCCCGCUACUCCGUCUUCGUGCGCAAGUUUGCCGGCGUCCCGCACUGCGUCAGAGAAAACCUCGUCGACAACCAACGCUGGUACGGCUGGGACGACUGCACAAUCUGCCCAGAGUGCUACAUCACCUUCUGCGAGGAGAGCUCGCCCCCUCCUCCUAGUCUUGCAAUGGAAUUCAACAACAACCUCGUCGUCGAGAAGAGGAUGUGCUGCCUGUACCCCCCACGCAUGCGGCAAAAGUGGACCGAGGCGUGCGAGGCGGGCAAUGCGGAGGCGCUGAUCGAGUUUUCAAGGGUGCGGCACGGGGUUUGGGUACAGACUAUACUGCAAGUCAAGGCGCUUCGCCAGAUGCAGGACAUGCAGUUUGCUAAUGCCAUGCAUGCGGGCUACAUGAGUGUCACGUACCAGGGGAUCGAGAGCUUCAAAGUCGUGGCUGGCACGACGGAUGGGUACGAGUAUGGGAAUAGUCAGCUUGGAUGGCAUGCGACGCAGGAGGGCGUGACGAGCGCUGCUUUUUCGAAUCAGAUGCGGGCUGGUAUGGCUCAAUCUACUAGUUCGGGGACUUGGAACACGAUAUGGCAGUUGUUGGUGCAAUGGUCCGAGUAUGAGUAG